GCCGCCCGCAGCAGCCCGUCCGCCGGGCCCUCGCCCCGCCGCCCCCGCCGCCGCCCCCGCGCCCCCGCCGCCGCCCCCGCGCCCCCUCGGCCGCGGUGCAGCCGGACCAGCACCAUGUCGCUGUCGCGCUCGGAGGAGAUGCACCGGCUGACAGAAAAUGUCUACAAGACCAUCAUGGAGCAGUUCAACCCCAGCCUGCGCACCUUCAUCGCCAUGGGCAAGAACUACGAGAAGGCGCUGGCAGGUGUGACCUACGCCGCCAAGGGCUACUUCGACGCCCUCGUGAAGAUGGGGGAGCUCGCCAGCGAGAGCCAGGGCUCCAAGGAACUCGGCGACGUGCUCUUCCAGAUGGCCGAGGUGCACCGGCAGAUCCAGAACCAGCUGGAGGAGACGCUGAAGUCCUUUCACAAUGAGCUGCUCACCCAGCUGGAGCAGAAGGUGGAGCUGGACUCCAGGUACCUGAGUGCCGCGCUGAAGAAGUACCAGACGGAGCAGCGGAGCCGGGGGGACGCGCUGGACAAGUGCCAGGUCGAGCUGAAGAAGCUGCGCAAGAAGAGCCAGGGCAGCAAGAACCCGCAGAAGUACUCGGACAAGGAGCUGCAGUACAUCGACGCCAUCAGCAGCAAGCAGGGCGACCUGGAGAACUACGUGUCCGACGGCUACAAGACGGCGCUGACCGAGGAGCGGCGCCGCUUCUGCUUCCUGGUGGAGAAGCAGUGCGCCGUGGCCAAGAACUCCGCCGCCUACCACUCCAAGGGCAAAGAGCUGCUGGCGCAGAAGCUGCCGCUCUGGCAGCAGGCGUGCGCCGACCCCAACAAGAUCCCGGACCGCGCGGUGCAGAUGCUGCAGCAGCUGGCCAGCAGCAACGGCGCCCUGUCUGCCUCCAAGUCCAGCCUGGUCAUCUCGGACCCCAUCCCGGGCGCCAAGCCCCUGCCGGUGCCGCCCGAGCUGGCCCCGUUCGUGGGGCGGCUGUCCGCCCAGGAGACCGCGCCCGUCAUGAACGGCGUCGGGGGCCCGGACGGCGAGGACUACAGCCCCUGGGCCGACCGCAAGGGUGCGCAGCCCAAGUCCGCGUCCGCGCCACAGGCCAAGAUGAGCGACUCCUACUCCAACACACUGCCCGUGCGCAAGAGCGUGGCCCCCAAGAGCAGCUACGCCGCCACUGAGAACAAGACGCUGCCCCGCUCCAGCUCCAUGGCGGCCGGCCUCGAGCGCAACGGCCGCACGCGGGUGAAGGCCAUCUUCUCGCACGCCGCGGGCGACAACAGCACCCUGCUGAGCUUCAAGGAGGGCGACCUCAUCACCCUGCUGGUGCCCGAGGCCCGCGACGGCUGGCACUAUGGCGAGAGCGAGAAGACCAAGAUGCGGGGCUGGUUCCCCUUCUCCUACACGCGGGUGCUGGACAGCGACGGGGGCGACAGGGUGCACGCGAGCCUGCAGCCGGGCAAGAGCAGCAGCACGGGCAACCUCCUGGACAAGGACGACCUGGCCCUGCCGCCGCCCGACUACGGCCCCGCCUCCCGCGGCUUCCCCCCCCAGGCGGCCGGCACCUUCAAGCAGAGGCCCUACAGCAUGGCCGUGCCCGCCUUCUCGCAGGGUCUGGACGACUACGGCGCGCGGGCUGUGAGCAGCGGCAGCGGCACGCUGGUGUCCACGGUGUGAGGACGGGACACGCUGUGCCGCGGAGGAGCGGCCGUCUGCCUCCACGUUCCCUCGCGCUCUCGUCGGUUUGUUUUCGGGUCGUUUUUCUUCCCCGCCCGCCCCUCUCGCCGUUUUGGUUGGUGACCCCAGACUCAGACCCCCACAGUCCAUGGUGCUGCCCCCCCGCUCCCGUGGACACGCCACGCGUGGCCCGCCCGCCAGCGGCGUGCCGUGUCCUGGCCGCUGCCCAUCUGCCGAGGCUGCGCUCGCUGCGCUUUCAAAGGCUCGCUGUGAGCCUGCUCUGACGUUUGAAGAAAAAGAAAAACCUUAAAAAAAGAAACAAAGAAAAAGCAAAAAAACAAAACAAAAACAAACAACAAAAACUGAAAACAGGAAAAGGACUUUCUUUCCCUGAAAACAAACCAGAAAAAGAUCUGCAUGGACUCCGGUGUGCUACUGUUACUUCUGCAUCUGACCCGCCAGGGGCACCUGUCAGACAGGAGGGCGGCUCCCCUGCUCGCGCCCCCGGCUCCGGCUGGGCCCGGGGAAGCCACCGUGAGGGAGGCUGUGCCACUCGGCCGGCGCCUGAGGGCUCCCCCACCCCCCCCGGCUCCGUGGACGGCGUUCGGCGGCCUCACCCAGCGCCCUGCGGGAGGGGGCGGGAGCAGGGCACCUGGCCGCACGGACAUGCCAAAGACCUCCAGGGCCUCCCCGCCCCGCGUCCCGGACACCGGUCCCUGCACCGGCCUGGUGAGGGCACGGGGCAGAGGCACCGAGGGCGGCUCCGGGCACUGCCCACACGCCUGCCGCCCCCGGGAAGGUACCCCGUCCCCCUAAGCGCUCUCGUCUUUUUGUGUGUCUUGCUGGCUUCAGAAAGAGACACGCUGGACUCAGUGGCUACUGGUAUUGCCUCCUCAUACGCUGAAGCCGGGAAGCCGGCGAGGACAGCCCCGGCCCGGCCUUCCUGCCGCGGAGCCGGGAGCCGCGGAGCCGGGAGCCGCGGGCGGGCGCUCCUUUCACAGCGGCAUGACUUAGCAAGAGCUCCCGCGGACUGGGACGUGGCCGGGAGCGUUGGCGACAGAAGCCGCCCAAGACACAGACGGUUUUAUAUUCAAGGAAAAUGCAAAAAAGCCAGACGUGGGCUGCCCAGCCCUCCGCGCUGGUCCUGCCUUCGCUCGCAGCUCGCAACCCAGGGACUCCGCUCGGCGAAUGUAGACACCGCCAGCUCGAACGAAGGUGUAAAGUGCUCACGAUGGUCCCCCCUUUUUUUUUAAUCUGAAUUGUGCCCUGUACUGCAGUGGUUUGAAUAAAAGUUUUAUUUAUUGCA
This is a messenger RNA of Pipistrellus kuhlii (Kuhl's pipistrelle), 2968 nucleotides long. RefSeq names its product BAR/IMD domain containing adaptor protein 2 (gene BAIAP2). NCBI's taxonomy places the organism in Eukaryota, Metazoa, Chordata, Mammalia, Chiroptera, Vespertilionidae. Gene Ontology annotation, cellular component: nucleoplasm; cytosol. Bases 115 to 1662 code for a protein of 515 amino acids. The record is from RefSeq and is a predicted model, not a curated record. The transcript has 14 exons. Gene Ontology annotation, biological process: actin filament bundle assembly; actin crosslink formation; plasma membrane organization. Gene Ontology annotation, molecular function: protein binding; cytoskeletal adaptor activity.